This is a messenger RNA of Austrofundulus limnaeus, 3824 nucleotides long. RefSeq names its product abhydrolase domain containing 13 (gene abhd13). Lineage: Eukaryota; Metazoa; Chordata; Actinopteri; Cyprinodontiformes; Rivulidae. Gene Ontology annotation, cellular component: membrane. The transcript is spliced from 2 exons. Gene Ontology annotation, molecular function: palmitoyl-(protein) hydrolase activity. Bases 220 to 1275 code for a protein of 351 amino acids. The record is from RefSeq and is a predicted model, not a curated record.
CUGUUGCACUUACAAUGCUAACCUGAGCUAGCCACACCGGUUGUAGCYGCUGUCAUUCGGUUGCCUUUUCGCAGAAAGUACAGUUUUGUUUACCAGCGCAGAGCUGAAUGACAGUAACYGUGCUGUCCAUGUGCCAUUGUUCCGCAAUAAAUUUUAUCAGCUGAGAUACUAAACAUGAGAGAAAGACUGUGUGUUUUGUGACUCAGCUCUUGYGCAGCCAUGGAGAAGCCCUGGAGGCUGUGGGGAGCAAUACAGCGUUGCACUCUAACUCUGGUGUCCUGGUCCUGGGGUGCAUGUCGUGUAUCCCUUUUGGCCCUCAUCCUCACUUUCCACCUGUAUGGAGGUUUUUUCCUCCUUGCACUCAUCCUAGCAUCCGUGGCGGGCAUCCUCUAUAAAUUUCAAGAUGUUCUCCUGUACUUCCCCGACCAGCCCUCCUCCUCUCGCCUUUAUGUACCAAUGCCGACGGGAAUACCACACGAGAACGUGUACAUUCGCACCAAGGACGGUGUGAAGCUCAAUCUCAUCUUGCUCCGUUACACAGGAGGGGAUUCUCUUCCUGGGGUCACUUCUGGCAAUCAAAGCAGCCCUAAUUCCUCUGCACCACCUACAAUUCUUUAUUUCCAUGGGAAUGCAGGUAAUAUUGGUCACAGGGUGCCAAAUGCUCUUCUGAUGCUGGUUAAUUUAAAAGCAAAUAUAGUGCUGGUGGACUACCGUGGCUAUGGGAAAAGUGAGGGUGAGCCCAGUGAGGAUGGCCUGUACCUGGACGCUGAGGCCACACUGGACUAUGUUAUGACCCGGCCUGACUUGGAUAARACAAAGGUGGUACUCUUCGGUCGCUCAUUAGGAGGUGCUGUGGCUGUUCGCUUGGCAUCAGUCAACCCUCACCGGGUAGCAGCCAUUAUUCUUGAAAACACCUUCCUCAGCAUCCCCCACAUGGCUGCGACACUCUUCUCCGUUUUGCCCGUGCGUCUGCUGCCCCUAUGGUGCUACAGGAAUCAGUUUCUGUCCUAUCGACACGUGACGUYGUGCCGCAUGCCUUCGCUGUUCGUGUCGGGCCUGUCGGACCAGCUCAUCCCUCCUGUUAUGAUGAAACAACUGUACGAGAUGUCGCCUGCACGGACUAAACGCCUGGCCAUCUUUCCAGAAGGCACGCACAAUGACACGUGGCAGUGUCAGGGCUAUUUCUCUGCUUUGGAGCAGUUCAUGAAAGAUCUGCUGAAGAGCCACGCUCACGAGGAGGGUGCUCAGCCCUCAGCGAGCGUCACCAUUAUCUGAUCAGUCAGAUGUGACUGUGUCUGCAAAGUAUGGAUGCAGUGGAGAGACUUUAUUGAUUGGUGAAAAGAAUGUAUAUUUUUUAUGUUUUUCUUUGGGUUUUAUUUUAUUUCACGGUUUUUACCUUUCUGUAAAUUUUAAWAUGCUAAAAUAUUUUCACAGUUUCAAGUUUGGAAUAGAUUGUAUCUACAUCCUUCUGGAUUUUCGUUGUUUGUGUGUUGCAGAUACGAAUGCAUGUAUUUACAACCUUUUUAUGAAUGAAGCCAGAGCCUAUAUGCUCAUCCCACAAAACGUGUCACAAUCACAGGAUUCCCCUGCAGAAAAUCACUUAAAAUGACUCCAAUCUUAUGAUCAGUCUUAAAGUAUUAUAACCAUGAAAGGGCCAGUGAAAUUGGAGGUGAAAUUGGAGGUGAAAUUGAAUAUUACUCAAAUGAAAGUAACAUGAGACAGUGUCUGAUUGUGUAAAUUAAAUUUAUAUUGAGAGGUGUACUGUAAAUGUAGAUAGCUUUGUUAAUAUAUUGUGCUUAUUUUUGUUCAGGUUUAUUCACCAGUUUCUUUAUGAGAGCUAAAACUUUCAAAGCAAUACUUUAAAGAUUGUAAAGAUGUUCUUUGUUUCACCUCUUUUUGAACAUGUGCGUGCUGCAGCUUGGCAUCUUMUGGCUUUAUUGUUCUAAAAUUUAUGCUUGCCUUUGCAUUUUGUCAGCCACAUUUGCGGAAUUAAAAAAAAUAUAUAUUGUUGGAUAAUUAUGUUCAUAUUAUUUAAAUGAGGUGGUCAGAUGAUGUCUUAGAAUUAAAAAAAAAUACGUUUUUUAAUUUCCUGUUAAGCUACUUCUGUUUUGAGAUUAGGAGAAGCUUGUAGUUUCUCACCCCCAGCUCUGCAUAGUGUUAAAAUGCAACUAACACAGAGAAGUUAUUCUUAAAUGAUAUCAGUUUUUGUGCUGGAAGAGUUUAAAGUCACUGAAAUCCCUUUGACUCUGCUGAUCAUCAGUAAGAUUCACUGGAGGAAAUUGGAACAAAAAUCUGUUUUUAUUUUUAUUUUAUUUUAUUUUUUUGUUGUUGAGCCUGUGACAGUACAGUGACGUGAUGAGGCCAUGUUGUGAAGGUAUCUGUUGACGGGGAGAAAAAUCCUGCUGAUCUGCUGCAUUUGCUAGAUUUUUGUAAUGUUUGARUAAAAUUAUUUUGAAAUAUAGCCACCUUGUGUUUGUUACAACAGGAAAUUUCAAGUAUGUUUUGCUUUUUAAACAAAUGAGAAGGACUUAUCUUUUUAACACUCAUCACUUUUAUGUGAAAACUUCGUAACUAGUCUGCUCGUUCUUUCACUUCACGUAAAUGCUAUAUGCUAACAGUGUUGUAUGAGGACAUCUUGGGAAAGGAAAAAAAAUAUCUUGUCACAUAAUGAAUCAAGUGAAGACCCUUUCAAUUUUUAUGAUUUGUUAGCUGUUACUUUUAGCAUAAUUGUUAUUUGGAGGAUUAUGUCUCCCCCUCAUGCUUCUGUGGCAAAAUGACUAUUCUCACUUAAUGGGUGUGGGAGCAUUUAAUGAGCUAAUUACCCUUUCCUGCAUGUCUUCCAGAGACAGAGCAAAGCCUGAUGAUUAAAACACUAUUGUCUGCUCUUUGCUUUUUUUUUCUUUUUUUUUCAAUGCAGCAUGCUGCACUGCAGUGGUUUAAAAGCCAUUUGAAUUCAUUCAACAAAUCUUUGUUAUAUCAGGUAAAAAAAAAAAGACAGUUCCGAAAAGGUAAAAUUUUUAAUUUUCUUUACAACAUGAAACAGUUUUGAAGCCACUAUGAAUGUGAAAGGUGGUCUUAAAUCUCCAUGCAUUAUUAUAAAAGAUUGUGUAAUAAGUGAWACUUAUUUCUUCCAUUUCUGUGACUUUUUCCACUGAUGACCCCAAACAGUUGCAGACCUUUUUUUUUUUUUUUUGUAAAGUAUAAAAUCCAUGUGCUGAGUUCAACUAUGUAAAUAAUCACUCAUAUUGCWCAAUCUUUACAUUCAUUUAAAAAACACAUUUAGGAACGUGUCUUUCACUUAUAGUGUUCUUGAUUUAUAAUGUGUUGUUGGCUGACCUGGCACAAAAUUUAAUGAGUUUUAUUUUUCCUCGCSAAAAGUGUCGUCACUGUUAAACACACUGGUGAUGAACUGAAGCAGAAAAGAAAAUGAAUGUAUUUUUAAAAAUGAAAAAAAAAAAAACAACAACACUGUGGCUCUUCUUUAUGUUCACAUGAACAGAUAAGGAUGAAAACAGUUGAAAUGUUGGUAUUUUAAAUUGAUAAUCUGCUUUUAUCAGGCUCAUUGUGAGUCUCCUGUAAGUGUGCACGGUGUUCAAAUACCUAGUGUACAUAUUUAUUGAGGAUUUCUAUCAGGAACAUAAAUCACUAAAGGGCUGUCUGCCCAAUUAGACAUGUGAAUGAGCUGUUUUUUAAACAUUGGUACCGAUUUUCCAUCUUAGAGUUUCGUUUUUAUUCCAAAUCUCUGUCAACUUCUUUUGUACGCACACAUUUUCACUUUCUAUUUUCUGUAUUGGUAACAUGCAAUAAAUUGAUACAUCCUUUCA